UCUAUCACUCCAGUAUCCCUGCACAUUGUAAAUAUGGUAUUGAAACUGACCAUGUAUAUAGUUUCUUACUUUCUCGUGUUCUUUUUAUUUCUUGUGUGUUUUUGUUCUACCGUAUGUAAUUUAUUUGUGUUACAUUGCUAUUGAUUACUACAUUGUUGGGUUUGGAGCUUGCAAGAAAGGGAUUUCAUUGUACUUGUGCACGUGACAUAAAAAACUUGAAACUUGCACUGCGGAUACUUGCAAGGGUUACAGAGACCAAUAUACAUCAAAGCACCAGCUCCCCCGCCAAGACCUGCCUGCGCUCUCGGCUCUGCCUUAUAUAUGUUUCUCAGAGUCCCGGGCAGAGUUUAGCAAGCAGGAGCAGGUAUGAGCAAAUAGUUUAAGAUUUGGACAUGUCUUUCCUUACAAGCUAUCCCACAGCUUCAUCACAGUAUGACAGACUACAUUCUCUGUCACCAGAGAAAGGGGUGUGACUACUUUAGGGGUGGGGCAGAGGAGAGGUUAAAAACACAGACAACUGUGUUCUCUCAUGUCUAAACCUGACACAGCAAGACAGCAGACAUUCUUGAACUAAACUGACUGAGGUAGAGAUGGAGUAUUCCACCAAAACUCUUGCUGCUGGCUGCUUUGGGAAGAUAUACAGGGAGAAGUACAAUGACACCUGGGCUGCAAUCAAGAAGGUGCCACAACACUUAAUCAAUCGGAGAGACCUGGAGAGAGAGUGUCAAGUAUACAAUAAGGCAAUUCACCCUAACAUAGUGAAGCUUCUGGGUAAUCCAACACUCAAGGACUCUAAGUGGAUCAUCCCCAUGGAGUUCAUAUUUGGAGAGGAACUGGAGACAACCAUCUUCAAAUCACAAAAAUCUAAAAUACAGUUAACUCCAUCUAUAAAGGCCACCAUCAUCACAGGCAUGUGUGAAGGACUACUUCACCUACACAGCAAAGAUAUCGUCCAUCAGGACCUCAAGCCUGAGAACAUCAUGGUAGAGCAUGACACUCACCGAGCUGUGAUCAUUGAUAUGGGACUGGCCAAAUUCUUCCGCAAUGGCCUAAAUUCUGCCGUGGAUAUGGGCAACGAGGCCUACUCUCCACCUGAGGUCCUGCAGAGGAGGGGCCACCGAGACCAGCGUUCGGACGUGUGGGCUAUGGGUAAAAUCAUCGCUGAACUCUGUGCCAGAGUCAGGCUGCACACCCCCAGCGUCUGUCCGGCUAAGAUCCAUGAGAUCCUCAGUCUCCAAGGCCAGCAGUACUGUAAUGCUGUCUGUAGGAUGGUGCAGAGCGACCCCACAGUGCGAGCCACCAUGGCCGGGAUCAUGCCAGAGAUACGAAGGGCAGGGGGAGGUGGCAACACCGGGGAGCAACAAAGAGGACAUCUUCCGACACCCUUUCCUCACACUGAGGUAAAAGACACAUCGCCACGUCCUCAAGCUCCUGUACAGCGUUCACCCCCUCUAUCAAGAGCUGAGUGCACAGCCUCACCAAGGCCUGAUGUCAAGACGCUAGUGCGAGCUCCUGUGCGAGCGCCUUCUCCAUCAAGAUGGGAGCGUGCAGCCUUGCCAAAGACUGAGGUCAAGACUGAGGUCAAGACAACACUGCAACCACAACCCGUACAGCGUUCACCUUCCCCGUCAAGAUGGGAGCGUGCAGCCUUGCCAAAGACUGAAGUCAAGACUGAGGUCAAGACAACACUGCAACCACAACCCGUACAGCGUUCACCUUCCCCGUCAAGAUGGGAGCGUGCAACCUUGCCAAAGACUGAGGUCAAGACUGAGGUCAAGACGACACUGCAACCACAACCUGUACAGCGGGCAGCCUCUCCAAAGCCUGAAGUCAAGAACUCACCGUCUCCCCAUCCAAAGGUAGACCAGGGUAAUGCACUGGUUCCAUCAGGCAUGGCUCAACCCAGUCAAGAUGUCAUGAAACAGCUUCUCUACAAAGAGGCGUCGAAGGGUCUCCCAUGCCCACUCCCCACAACGGGCAAGGUGCGAAUCCGCCGCUAUGAGCAAAGGAAUGGUGAAGUGGAGACUUGGGAGCAAACAGAGGUGGAGACUGAAGGAGGGAGGAUAGUCAAGUUUGAGGAUGUGAUGUUUAACAACAAGUCGUAAGAAGGUUAUUGAGAGGUUGUGAAAUAGUUGAGAGUUGAUUUGACUCUGCUUCUCCAGAGGGUAGGUCACUCCCCUUCCAUCCUUCAUUGUAAAAGUGUAUGUUUAUGGAGAGGGAGAAGAGUAUAUUUGGGAGGGGGGAUAAACUAAUGGAAGAAUUAUAAUGUCCAGUGAAACUAUACUGGACGUACUGUGCCUAAAAACAAAGUGCCACAAUAUCUAAGUGAGACAAAAGAAAAUGCAAUAAACUAUCAACAACAAAAGUUUUCUUGCACUGGUAAGAAGGAAACCUUGGAGUGAGUUAAGGUUGAGUAAGGAUUUAAGGAUGAUCUUGAAACUACUAUCACUUCUUCUGAUGCUACAUUAUGUUACAGUAUGGUUACAAUGUUGCACAUCUGGUUAGGUGACAGUGUACAGAGCCAGCUGGAGUCAACUAACUAUCUGUGAAUGUUUUUGAAACCUUUUUGUUUUGGGAAUCUCAUCCCUGUUGCAAAUCAGAUGGAGUUAACUGUGGGAGAUCAAAGGCUUUCAUUAUCAACUGAUGAGUUAACUUGCACUUUUUUGUAAUAAUAUUUGGAAGGUCCCCUGAAAAUCCUGUAGGCUUAAAAGUAUUUGAUCCCCUGCUGAUUUUGUACGUUUGCCCACUGACAA
Messenger RNA from Coregonus clupeaformis (lake whitefish), 2753 nucleotides. RefSeq names its product serine/threonine-protein kinase Nek8-like. Gene Ontology annotation, molecular function: protein kinase activity; ATP binding. The transcript is spliced from 5 exons. The record is from RefSeq and is a predicted model, not a curated record. NCBI's taxonomy places the organism in Eukaryota, Metazoa, Chordata, Actinopteri, Salmoniformes, Salmonidae. Gene Ontology annotation, biological process: protein phosphorylation. Bases 591 to 2105 code for a protein of 504 amino acids.